CCUCCGGCGCCCCGCGCUCCGCCCGCCCGCUCCCCCUGGCGGAGCCGCCGCCGGGGCUGCGCUUGCCGGGCGCGCUCGGCACCCGCGGAGUGUGCCCCAGCUCUCGCGCUCCCACCUGUUUCCCCAGGCAGGGAGGACCCUGGUGCCAUGGCAGGUCUGGGCCCCGGCGGAGGCGACUCGGAGGGCGGACCCCGGCCCCUGUUUUGCAGGAAGGGGGCCCUGAGGCAGAAGGUGGUCCACGAGGUCAAGAGCCACAAAUUCACAGCCCGCUUCUUCAAGCAGCCCACCUUCUGCAGCCACUGCACCGACUUCAUCUGGGGCAUCGGGAAACAGGGCCUACAAUGUCAAGUCUGCAGCUUUGUGGUACAUCGGCGAUGCCACGAAUUUGUGACCUUCGAGUGUCCAGGCGCUGGGAAGGGCCCCCAGACGGACGACCCCCGGAACAAGCACAAAUUCCGCCUACAUAGCUACAGCAGCCCCACCUUCUGCGACCACUGUGGCUCCUUGCUCUACGGCCUAGUACACCAGGGCAUGAAAUGCUCCUGCUGUGAGAUGAACGUGCAUCGGCGCUGCGUGCGCAGCGUGCCCUCGCUGUGCGGGGUGGACCACACGGAGCGCCGCGGGCGCCUGCAGCUGGAGAUCCGCGCGCCCACUGCGGAUGAGAUCCACAUCACCGUUGGCGAGGCUCGAAAUCUCAUUCCUAUGGAUCCCAAUGGCCUGUCUGACCCCUACGUGAAGCUCAAACUCAUCCCAGACCCUCGAAACCUGACCAAGCAGAAGACCCGGACGGUGAAGGCCACGCUGAACCCCGUGUGGAACGAGACUUUUGUGUUCAACCUGAAGCCGGGCGACGUGGAGCGCAGGCUCAGCGUGGAGGUGUGGGACUGGGACAGGACCUCGCGCAAUGACUUCAUGGGUGCCAUGUCCUUUGGCGUCUCGGAGCUGCUCAAGGCGCCUGUGGAUGGCUGGUACAAGUUACUGAACCAGGAGGAGGGGGAAUAUUACAAUGUGCCCGUGGCCGAUGCUGACAACUGCAGCCUCCUCCAGAAGUUUGAGGCCUGUAACUAUCCCCUGGAAUUGUACGAGCGGGUGCGGAUGGGCCCCUCGUCCUCUCCUGUCCCCUCCCCCUCCCCAAGCCCCACCGACUCCAAGCGCUGCUUCUUCGGGACUGGCCCAGGACGCCUGCACAUCUCCGACUUCAGCUUCCUCAUGGUUCUGGGAAAAGGCAGUUUUGGCAAGGUGAUGCUGGCCGAGCGCCGAGGCUCCGAUGAGCUCUACGCCAUCAAGAUCCUCAAAAAGGACGUGAUUGUCCAGGACGACGACGUCGACUGCACCCUGGUGGAGAAGCGCGUGCUGGCGCUGGGCGGCCGAGGGCCAGGGGGCCGGCCCCACUUCCUCACCCAGCUCCACUCCACCUUCCAGACCCCCGGUGAGGGAGACCGCCUGUAUUUUGUGAUGGAGUAUGUCAGGGGCGACCUGAUGUACCACAUCCAGCAGCUGGGCAAGUUUAAGGAGCCCCAUGCGGCGUUCUACGCAGCCGAGAUCGCCAUUGGCCUCUUCUUCCUCCACAACCAGGGCAUCAUCUACAGGGACCUGAAGCUGGACAAUGUGAUGCUGGACGCGGAAGGACACAUCAAGAUCACCGACUUCGGCAUGUGUAAGGAGAACGUUCCAGGCACCACCACCCGUACCUUCUGCGGGACCCCGGACUACAUAGCCCCCGAGAUCAUUGCCUACCAGCCCUACGGGAAGUCUGUUGACUGGUGGUCCUUUGGCGUCCUGCUCUAUGAGAUGCUGGCAGGACAGCCUCCGUUUGAUGGAGAGGAUGAGGAGGAGCUGUUCCAAGCCAUCAUGGAGCAGACUGUCACCUACCCCAAGUCGCUCUCCCGGGAGGCCGUGGCCAUCUGCAAGGGGUUCCUGACCAAGCACCCUGGGAAGCGCCUGGGCUCAGGGCCUGACGGAGAGCCCACCAUCCGCGCCCACGGCUUCUUCCGCUGGAUCGACUGGGAGCGGCUGGAGCGGCUGGAGAUCGCACCCCCGUUCAGACCCCGCCCGUGUGGCCGCAGCGGCGAGAACUUCGACAAAUUCUUCACACGGGCCGCACCGGCGUUGACGCCCCCAGACCGUCUGGUGCUGGCCAGCAUCGACCAGGCGGACUUCCAGGGCUUCACCUACGUGAACCCCGACUUCGUGCACCCGGACGCGCGUAGCCCCAGCAGCCCCGUGCCCGUGCCCGUGAUGUAACCUCACCUGCCGUCGCCAGGCGUCCCCUGCCCGUCCUGGAUGCUGCAACCCCGGC
Molecule: messenger RNA, 2299 nt
Organism: Ochotona princeps (American pika)
Lineage: Eukaryota; Metazoa; Chordata; Mammalia; Lagomorpha; Ochotonidae
Gene: PRKCG
Product: protein kinase C gamma
Biological process (GO): protein phosphorylation
Molecular function (GO): zinc ion binding; ATP binding; diacylglycerol-dependent serine/threonine kinase activity
Source: RefSeq, a predicted model, not a curated record